Molecule: messenger RNA, 3180 nt
Organism: Condylostylus longicornis
Lineage: Eukaryota; Metazoa; Arthropoda; Insecta; Diptera; Dolichopodidae
Gene: scat
Product: vacuolar protein sorting-associated protein 54
Exons: 4
Coding region: 74-2971 (965 amino acids)
Biological process (GO): Golgi to vacuole transport; retrograde transport, endosome to Golgi
Cellular component (GO): GARP complex
Molecular function (GO): syntaxin binding
Source: RefSeq, a predicted model, not a curated record
UUUGAUUUGACGAAAGCAAAAAAUUUUUUUUUGGUUUUUAAUAAUACAAAAUAAAAAAUCCUUGAGAGAUGUAAUGGCCACAUAUCAUGAUGAUUUUAUAUCAAUGACGGCAACAACAUCUAAAGAAGUUAACAAAAAUCCAUGGGAGAAGUGUUAUUAUUGUCCUAUGCAGCAACCAUUUAAAUUAAGAUCGGAAUUUAUAAAACAUUUAAGGGAAAGACAUUGUACUAAGGAAGGUGGUUCAUAUGUAUGCAGAUAUGGUUUUAAUGGUGUUUGCCAGUCAUCGGUUUUGGAUGGUGUUAGUGAUCAAGAUUAUGAAACUCAUGUAGCCAAAUAUCAUAUUAAUUUAAUUCAAAGAGAACCGGAAUGGUCUGUUUUUUCAGCAGCACAAAAUCUUCCUGCUGUACUUAAUGAUCCCAGUAAGGGGAAACAAACAAAUCUUUUUACAAAAAAAUGGGGAGAUUCUUUUGUUGAAAAAUCGCAUAUUCCACCAUCACAAUAUUUAGACCCAAUAACAUGGGAUGAUUUUGAUUCAUAUCAAAAACGAAUAGGAAGACGUUUUAGAAGGCAUUUAAGAUACACAACUGACAAUGUUCAACAAAAUAAAUUUGAAAAUGAUAAAAUUGAAGCAUUUAGAAAAGACUCAAAUGCAUCUAGUCAGAGUAGUCGGACAAUGUAUUUAAAAUCAGAUAUUGAUAUUAUUAAUGGUGAAGUAGAAAAUUUUACCACUAGUAAUAUUGGAAAUUUAGAUGAUAUACCACAAAUAUUUAUGAAAGCCAGUUUAGAAUUAAAUAAUCCAGAAACUUUUGCUCAAGUUUUUCCCGGUAUAGGUAAAUCAAAUGAGGAAAGUAAACAAUCAGGAAGACUAUUGCAGGAAAAGCUUAGUCAUUAUUUAGAUAUUGUCGAAGUUCAUAUUGCAAAACAAGUUUCGCAAAAAUCAUCUGCAUUUUUUCAUGCAAUGACCUCGCAGGAUACCAUAAUGGAGCAAAUGAAUGCUGCUACAUCUAAUGUUAAAUUUUUAAGAAAACGUUUACAAUAUAUAGACACAACUUUAGUCAAAGAUUCUUUAAAAAUUUUAUUAUUAUCACGCUCUAGACAGAAUUACUUUUCAGUUUUAGACAAAUUAAAAUUAAUGCAGACUGUUCAACAAACUCAGCCUAUGAUACAGUUAUUACUAGGAACACAGGACUAUGUGGCAGCUCUUGACUUAAUUAGUACUACACAAGAAAUUUGUGCUCAAGCUUUAAUUGGUAUACACUGUUUUCGACAUUUACCAAUGCAAUUGAAAGAAAUUGAAAAAUUAAUUGAUAAAAUGUUAUCAACUGAAUUUGAAAGAUAUUCAACUGCUGAUUUAAAUCGACCAUAUUUAAAUAGUGAUGAUGAAGGCCUUAUUGAAGAGGAUAAAUUAGUUUGUAUUAUAAUGGGUUUAUUAAGGGAGAAUAAUUAUUCUUUUAUUGAUGGCUAUAAAGAAGAAGCAAUAACAGCCAUUAAAGCAAAUAUUAAACAAAUGGUAAUUGAAAUUAUUGCAUCAUCUGAUGCUGAAGUAUGUUUAACUGGAGCUGGAGAAGAAGCACAAAGUUUAUCAAUUCCGGAUUGGAUUCAAUUACUUGAUAAAGCUACAAUAACUUUAUUGAAAUUAUUAAAAAGAGUACAAAAGGUUUAUACCGUAAUAAAAGAAACGGCUGAUGCAAGUGCUGGAAAAUGUGGAGAAACCUUACAAUUCAUAGAUUCUGAAGUUUUUCUUUCAGAAAAUGAUUAUAAGAUUGUUAUAGAAAAAUUAGAGGAUUUGUUACGAAGCGUUUGUAAUUAUUGUCACGAAAGAUGUGCUAAUUUGGUAUCAAGCCAAAGUCUGGAAAAAAGUGUAGCCACCCAAGAAGAAAUCGAAAAAUUAUCUCAAAUAGUUGAGGAAUUUAGUCAGGGUUGUGAGAAGAUAUCAGGUAUCCAGAGUGUUCCUCUAAGGGCGGCUGUUAAAGCGCAAGCUACACGUUUUUCAAAUAAUUUUCAUUCCGAAAGAAAAUCCAAAUUAGCAUUGUUAUUGGACUCAGAACGCUGGAAGCAAGUUGAUAUACCAAAUGAAUUCCAAAAGAUAAUUGAUAGGAUAUCCAAAAAUGAUUUUUCUGGCUUUCAAAAAUCUAGUAAAGAGAUUUUAUCGUUACAUUUAUCAACGGAAGCAAAGGAAUCUCAGGACUCUAAUUUAAGUAGCAAAAAUACUUCGUCAUCAAGCCCAUCAAGUCCAGUUUUAUUAGUUGAUGGAAAACCAUAUACAUUAGUUUCAUCAAUUAUUCUUUUAGUACAUUUAAUAACGGAAUAUUGUAAAUGUGCAGAACAAAUUCCAAUAGUAGCUGGGCAAAUGUCAAGACAUGUUGUUGAUUUGUUACGAACAUUUAAUUCACGUUCAUGUCAGUUAGUUUUGGGUGCUGGUGCCCUACAUGUUGCAGGUUUAAAAACAAUUACAAGUGGUAAUUUAGCGCUGGUAUCGCGAGCAUUACAAAUAAUACUAUGGCUUUUGCCAAAAGUAAAAUUACAUUUCCAAAAACUUGAUUCUACAUCAAUUGGCGGCUAUGAUAUUGUAGAAAAAGAUUUUGUUAGUCAUAUCAAAGAAAUUGAACAAAAAGUUUUAUCAAUUGUUUCGAAUUUAGUUAUAAAUCAAUUACAAUCAUGGGAUGCAAGACCACCAGUACCAUCACAAUCAUUUCGUAAUAUAUCAAAACAUUUUGUAAAAUUACAUGAAGCAAUAGCCACCAUAUUGCCCGAACAACAAAUACAUUCAAUAUAUCGUGUUAUACAUAAAAAUUUUAAAGAUAAAUUAAGAGAACAAUUGCUCAAGUAUAACAUUGUUAAUAAUGGUGGACCUCAACAUGGUGUUGUAACAUCAGAAUUAAUAUUUUAUAUGGAAACAUUAAAAACUUUAAAGGCCUUGCCAACAGAUGAAAUGAAUGAUAAUACUUUAGAUGAUAUUUGGUUAAAAUAAAAAACUUAAAAUGGAUAAAAAAAAAAAAACUAAAAUGUUAUUUUGUAAAAUAUGUAAAAUUUUUUUAAAGAAUAUAUAUUUUUUUUUAUAGUAUAUGUACUGUGUAACAAGUUAAGAUUAAUUUUUAAAAAUCAUGAAAUUCUUUAAAGUUUUAGUGACCGUUUUCCUAUUUUUAUUUAAAGAAAAAAGUUUUUGUUUAUUUAGAAUUA